UCUACCUUUCAUUAUCAUAACAUUUGUUAACAACUAAUAGAAAAGUGACUACACCAAACAAAGAGAAAAAGCAUAACCAUAACAAUAACUAACACCACUAAAUAUCAUUGGUUUCUUGAAGAAGAGGAGAAUUUCAAUGGAGGGUGUGAAUGUCAUUGAGAAGAUUGAAGUUAAUGUUACUAAUGAAAGUAACAAAGAAUGUGAAUAUGGUAGUAAUGAUGUGAUAAUGGAAUCGCCCGUUCCGGAAGUUUCCGCAUCUGAUAGUACUAAUUCACAUGAAAGUGAAGUUGAAGAGAAAAAAGAUUUUGGUUGUGAGGAUUUCGAGAAACAAGUUUUGGUAUUACCAGGUAUUUUAAAUCCAACGAGUAUUUUAGGACUAGAGGUUGAGAUGAUGAAGGAAAGGUUUGCGAAAUUGUUGCUCGGAGAAGAUAUGUCGGGUUGUGGAAAUGGAGUUCCUACAGCAUUGGCUAUAUCAAAUGCCAUAACUAAUUUAUGUGCUACUAUUUUUGGCCAACUUUGGAGAUUGGAACCAUUGUCAGUAGAGAAGAAAGCAAUGUGGCAAAGAGAGAUGGAAUGGCUUCUUUGUGUCAGUGAUCAUAUUGUUGAAUUUAAGCCUAGUUGGCAAACAUUUCCAGAUGGAAGCAAGUUUGAGGUCAUGACUUGUAGACCGCGCUCAGAUCUUUACAUCAAUCUCCCAGCUUUGCGAAAACUCGACAACAUGCUUCUCGUAAGACUCUUCUACAUUUUCUGCACAUUAAUUCAGUUUUCAGAAGCAAAACUUUCUAAGCAUUUUCUCAUUAUGCAGGAAAUACUAGACGGUUUUGUCGAUACAGAGUUCAGGUAUAUCGAUCAAGGUGUCAUGGCCUCAGACGAAGACGGUUUAUCAUCUUUUCACCGGUCGGUUCAGAGACAAGAAGAGAAAUGGUGGCUUCCUGUACCUCAAAUCCCUCCUUGUGGCCUCCAUGAAAAUUCAAGAAAGCAGUUGCAGAAUAAGCGCGAUUGCGCAAACCAAAUAUCGAAAGCUGCAAUGGCUAUUAACAACAGCACUUUGGAUGAAAUGCAGGUUCCUCAUACCUACUUAGAUGCUCUUCCAAAGACUGCGAGAACCGGUUUGGGAGAUGUUAUUUAUCGCUAUAUUACAUCGGAUAAUUUUUCACCUGAAAGUUUGUUAGCUUCUCUUGAAAUAUCUUCCGAGUAUGAAGCCAUAAAGAUUGCAAAUAGAGUCGAAGCAUCGAUCCAUAUUUGGCGUAAAAAGAACAAUUUAAAGCCCGCGAAUCGCGCUACGAGAUCAAGUUCAAGAUCAUCCUGGGAAAUGUUCAAGGAUUUGAUUGUUGAAGGAGACAAAAGUGAAAUGCUUAUAGAGAGAGGAGAAAGCCUUCUACUAUCCUUGAAACAACAUUUUCCUUUUCUCCCUCAAACAUCCUUAGAUGUCAGCAAAAUCCAAUGCAACAAGGAUGUUGGAAAAUCCAUUCUAGAGAGUUAUUCGCGAGUACUAGAGAGUCUGGCGUCAAAUAUUGUUGCGCGAAUUGAUGAUGUUCUCUACGUAGACGACUUAACGAAACAUUCUGAUGAAUUCUCGUCUCUAUCAAAAGUCGGUGUAAUUCCUCGCAAGAGUAUUUCAGUUCCAUAUAAGGUUGUGACAAAUAUUCUUAGCAUGGGGAGAAAAGAGGACUAUGGUUGUCCAAUUGAUACAAAGUUGGUUCCAAAACUAAAUACAUUUGAUGAAGUGGCAGCAACUGAAACAGAUAAAGAACCAAGUGAUUGCAUAGAAGAUUUUAAGCUUGAUGUAAUGGAUAAGGCAUGGAUUGAAUGAAAGGAUUUUGAUCUCAUAGAUGACAUGAGACAUUUUUUCUGAUUUUGUGAUUUCUAUUUUGGGGUGUUUGUAUAUUAUGUGAAAGUGAAGAAUUUCAAGAAACUAUGUAAAAGUUCAAAGAGAAGAAAAUGAGGAAUAGAAAAUAAAGUGUUGUUUUGUAGUUUUGAUUGCAAUUUCUC
Vicia villosa (hairy vetch) is the source of this 1992-nucleotide messenger RNA. RefSeq names its product rop guanine nucleotide exchange factor 7-like. Gene Ontology annotation, molecular function: guanyl-nucleotide exchange factor activity. The transcript has 6 exons. Lineage: Eukaryota; Viridiplantae; Streptophyta; Magnoliopsida; Fabales; Fabaceae. The coding region runs from base 137 to 1813 and encodes 558 amino acids. The record is from RefSeq and is a predicted model, not a curated record.